Centruroides sculpturatus (bark scorpion) is the source of this 4671-nucleotide messenger RNA. Its product is annotated as multiple epidermal growth factor-like domains protein 6. Lineage: Eukaryota; Metazoa; Arthropoda; Arachnida; Scorpiones; Buthidae. The coding region runs from base 142 to 4335 and encodes 1397 amino acids. The record is from RefSeq and is a predicted model, not a curated record. The transcript has 31 exons. Gene Ontology annotation, molecular function: calcium ion binding; scavenger receptor activity.
UAAAACAUAGUUUUAAACUAAUUACAUUUAUUUAUACAAAAUAAAUUUAUAUAAUACUCAUCACAUGGAUGCUAUUUCUAAUCACAUCUGGACUUUAAAAUCGUUGUAAAAUUGUAAAAUAUUUUAUUUAAAGUGGAAAAAAUGUCCGAAUUUCCCAUCGUUUCGGUGAUUUUAUUAUUAUUAUUUACUCUGAUAGCUCAAUGUAAUGGUGGAAUUUGUUUUAAUGGAGGAAGAUGCGUAGGAAGAUCGAAUGUUUGUGUUUGUCCUUCUGGCUAUCAUGGUCCAAGAUGUCAAUAUGAUGUAAACGAAUGUUUACAAAAUAAUGGUGGAUGCCAUCACGAAUGUCGAAACAUAAUUGGUAGCUAUUAUUGCGUUUGUGGACCAGGAUAUCAGUUAUCAGCUGAUGGACGAACUUGCGUUGAUAUCAACGAAUGUUUAACGUAUAACGGCGGCUGUCAACACAGAUGUCGUAAUCAUGAUGGAGGAUACACAUGUGAAUGUAAACGAGGACAAAAAUUGCAUUUUGAUGGGAAGACAUGCAUUGACGUUAGUCGCUGUCAAGUCAACAAUGGAGAUUGUGAACAUAUAUGUGAAGAGAAUCAAGGUCGAGUCCGUUGUAGAUGCAAAGAAGGUUAUAAAUUAAAAAAUGAUAGAAAAUCGUGUGAAGAACUUAAUGAAUGUGCCCACGAUAAUGGAGGAUGCUCUCAUAAAUGCGAAUCAGUUGGUGGUAAAGCCGUGUGCCGUUGUUUUGAAGGUUACGAAGUUGGCCCCGAUAAGAAAACUUGCGAAGAUAUCGACGAAUGUUCUAACUUUAGUCCGUGUGGUCAUAUAUGCCACAAUACACCCGGAUCAUACGCGUGUAUGUGUCAUCCACCUUAUCAUUUGGGUAACGAUGGACACUCGUGCUUUCGAAUAGAUAUGGAAGUAAUUAACUCGUGUGCUGAUAAGAAUGGAGGCUGUGAUCAGAUUUGUAGACACGGUCCAGGAGGUCCGGUUUGUUCCUGCCGUCACGGUUACCAAUUGGACACAGAUGGAAAACAUUGCAAAGAUUUAGACGAGUGUGAAGAGGACGUUGCUUGUUGUACACAAAGCUGUACCAAUACUCCAGGUGGUUAUUCCUGCGCGUGCAGAUUUGGUUAUAAAUUAAACAGGAAUGGAUGCAGUUGCGAUGAUAUCGACGAAUGUCAAAGAAACAACGGUGGAUGCGAGCAAAUCUGUGAAAACGUACCGGGAUCCUUUAAAUGUAAUUGUGUAGAAAAUUAUAGGCUGUUAGAUGAUAGAAGAAGCUGUGAACAGAUAGGAUCCCUUAACGAAAUUGGUCCAGUACGUGGUGAUUUACCGAGUCCACCAUUCAUUCCACGUAUUAGAUUCCAGACUACUCCACCUACAGUUGUACCGUUAUUGGACCAAGAAUUCAGUCAAUAUUUGGCACUAGAAGGACCCGAGAUUCGUCACACUUGUAUAAGAGGUACAUUUGGUCCUGAUUGUUCCUUAACAUGUAAUGAUUGUCAGAAUGGUUCAAAGUGCAAUUAUCGAGCAACAGAAUGCAAGUGUUUGCCAGGUUUUCAUGGAGUUAUCUGUAACGAAACAUGUCCUGAGGGAACAUAUGGAGAAGGAUGUAAUUACGUCUGUACUUGUCAGAAUGGAGGUACUUGUGACUCAGUUACUGGAGAAUGCUACUGUCCACCGGGCAUACAAGGAAAGAAUUGUGAAAAUGGAUGUCCUCCUGGUAAAUAUGGAGAAAAUUGCGAUAAACCCUGUCCUCAUUUGUGCUCCAGUGGGCAUUGUCAUAAAGUAUUCGGAUAUUGUGAGUGUAAUCCUGGAUUAUUCGGACCUCAUUGCAACAUUCAAUGUCCAGAAAAUACAUUUGGACCCAACUGUCGAGGGCAAUGUAAAUGUGUUAAGAAUCACACUAAAAAAUGCAACCCCAAAAAUGGAAAAUGCGAGUGUAAACCAGGAUAUUUGGGCACGAAAUGCGAAAGGCCAUGUCCUAGAAAUCAAUGGGGACACGGGUGUCGUAGGAUAUGUAAUUGUCCUUACAACACGACUUGCGAUUCUAGUACGGGAGCCUGUUUAAGAAAUUGUCCUCCUGGGAUGACGGGUUCCGAUUGCGAUUUAGCGUGUCCUGAAGGUACUUACGGAUCAAAUUGUCUAUUAAAUUGCGCUUGUGGUCCGAGAGGAUGCGAUCCAACAACUGGAACUUGUUUAUGUCAACCUGGCAAAAUGGGUGCAAAUUGCAAAGAAACUUGCCCUCCCGGUAGAUUUGGUGCUAGUUGCUUAAAAACAUGUCUAUGCCAGAAUGGAGUUUGCGAUCCCGUUAAUGGCAAAUGCAGAUGUCCACCGGGUUUUCAUGGAAAGUUAUGCGAAAAGGAUUGCCCUCCUGGAUUUUAUGGCGAUUGUCUCUCUCCAUGUCAAUGCGACAAUGGCGCAGAAUGUAAUUCUGUAACAGGAAGAUGCAAAUGCACAUCCGGAUGGACAGGUUAUCAUUGCAAUCAAGCAUGUAGUCCUAGUCGAUGGGGUCCUUAUUGUCAGUUUAAGUGCCAAUGUAGUAACGGUGGAGAUUGCGAUUCCGUUACAGGGCAAUGUAUCUGUCCACCUGGAUGGCAAGGGAGCGAUUGUGAAGAAGAAUGUUCAUCCGGUAAAUAUGGUGAGAAGUGCGAAAGAGAAUGCCAAUGCGAGAAUGGUGCCUCUUGCGACCAUAUAAGUGGUGCAUGUAUGUGUAAACCAGGUUGGAUAGGUACUUUCUGCGAACGACCCUGUCCCAUGGGCUACCAUGGCAUGGAAUGUCGACUCCAUUGCAACUGUAGCAUAUCUAAUGGAAAAUGUGACCCAGAAACCGGUGAAUGCCUCUGCGAUUUAGGAAUAAUAGAUCCUAAUUGCAAAUCGGCUUGUCCUUCCGGUUAUUUUGGAGCAAAAUGCCAAGAGAAAUGCCUGUGUCAAAAUGGUGCCAAGUGCGAUCCUGUAAUUGGUGCCUGCCAUUGUUUACCUGGUUGGUUUGGUGAAAAAUGUGAAUUGUCUUGUCCCGUUGGAUUUUAUGGUGAAAACUGUGAUAAUUUAUGUUCCUGCCUGAAUGAUGCAGAGUGUGAUAGUACAAACGGAAGUUGUUAUUGUAAACCUGGAUUUAAAGGAAAUAAUUGUGAAGAUGUCUGUGAUCCUGGUUAUUUUGGUAAAAACUGUAGUCAGAUUUGCAAUUGUGCCGAUGGCGAUUCUUGUCAUCACGUAACUGGAGAAUGUUAUUGCCCUCCUGGUAAACAUGGUGAGAGCUGUGAAAAAGUUUGUCCAAAUGGUAAAUAUGGAGAGGGAUGCAAAAAAAACUGUAAUUGCUCAUCAGAUAGACUAUGCAAUCCAGUAAAUGGAAAGUGUUACUGUAAACUUGGUUUCUGGGGUCAAAACUGUGAUAAAACAUGUAAACGCGGUUUGUAUGGCCCUAAUUGUUUAAAGAAAUGUACUUGUGAAAAUAGUGCAGAAUGCGAUGCCGAAACAGGACAGUGUCAUUGCUCUGCUGGAUUUUUUGGACCCACUUGCGAGAAGAAAUGUCCUCCUAAUCAGUAUGGCCGUAACUGUGACAAAGUAUGUUUUUGUUCUGGUGGUUCCUGUGAUUCACUUACUGGUCAGUGUAAGUGUCCCCCUGGACUCAGUGGAAAAUAUUGUCAUAAAAAAUGUGAAGAAGGUUUAUAUGGUGAGAAUUGCAAUAAUGUAUGCAACUGUGUACGAGGACAUUGUAAUCCUACAAAUGGAGAAUGUAUCUGUCCACCUGGGUAUUCUGGAUCAAACUGUGAUGAAGAAUGUCCUACAGGUACAUUUGGUCCAGAUUGCCAAUUUAAGUGUGAUUGUAAUAAUGUCAAUAGCUGUGAUAAAAUAACUGGAAGCUGCAAUUGUCUGGAUGGAUUUAUAGGUAGCAAAUGUGAAAAAGAUUGUCCUGAUGGAUGGUUUGGACAUUCUUGUGCUUCAAAAUGUAACUGUUCAAAUAAUGGAACAUGUGAUAAACAUACAGGAGAAUGCAUUUGUCCUUCAGGAUUUGAAGGCUCAAAAUGUCAAUAUGGUUGUAAAAUGGGAUUUUUUGGAACUGGAUGUAGAAGAAUGUGUGACUGUGAAGGUCUGCCUUGUCAUCCAGUUACUGGGAAAUGUUUGUGUCCUCCCGGCUUCACUGGCCAACACUGUUUAACCUCAUGUAAACCUGGUACAUAUGGUCCCAAUUGUUCUCAUCAUUGUGAAUGUCAGAAUGGUGGGAGUUGUGAUAAAGAAAUGGGAAAGUGUACUUGUAUAAAUGGUUGGAUGGGUGCAAAAUGUGAAGAAAAAGCAGAAGUACAUCUACAUCCUGAAGAAACUAGUUAACAAUUAUGUUUUAUGAACUAUAAAGAAAUGCCAACAGUGCCAAAAACAGAGAUAUGCACAAGAGGAGUGGAUCAAAGGAAAGAAUCUUUAUUAAAUAUUUUAGAAAAAAUAUUUAAUUUCUUCCAAUCAAUGCAAGUAACUAUGUCAAAAUAAAUUGGUUUAUUAUAACCAAUGCUGUUAUAUAAAAAGUAUUUAAAGGCAUAAAAUAUUUGUGCCGUAAAAUCUGCAAUUGCUGUUAAUGUGCCUUUGUUAGAUAAUAUUUAAUUUAAAGAUAAAUUUACUGAAAUAUGCUAAAAUAUAUAUAAACAUAUAUUUUAACUUGUUGAGUAAAAAAAA